AUGGGCAAAUACUCCGACUCCCCAGAGUGGGCCGACGUAACCCCCCUCCCCACAAACGAGGGCGGUCCCAAUCCCCUCGCCGCAAUAGCCUACAGCGACGAAUACGCAGAAACAAUGUCCUACCUCCGCGCCUGCAUGGCCGCUGACGAACACUCCCCACGAGUCCUCGACCUCACCGAAGACCUCAUCGACAUGAAUCCCGCCCACUACACCGUCUGGCUGUACCGCGCCAAAGUGCUGAUAAGCGUGCACGAAAAAAAGGGAGACUUGCUCGGAGGGUUGCGAGGAGAAUUAGAAUGGUUGAACGAGAUUGCACUGAGCCAUCAAAAGAACUACCAAAUUUGGCAUCAUCGGAAUCUGUUGGUGAAUAAGAUUGCGGAAGUUGGGAAUGGCAAAGGCGAGGAAGUGGAUAUUUCCGCCGAGCGAGAAUUUGUGGAGAAGAUGUUUGGGUUGGAUGCGAAGAAUUAUCAUGUGUGGAGUUAUCGGCAAUGGCUGGUGAAGAGGUUUGGGCUUUGGAGGGAGGAUGAGUAUGGGGAGUUGGAGUUUACGGAGAGGAUGUUGAGGAAAGAUGUGAGGAAUAAUUCUGCGUGGAAUCAUCGGUGGUAUGUGAUUAAUGGGAAUGGAGGGGGUGUGGAGGGUGAUGAGGACGUGAGGGAUAGGGAGAUUACGUUUGCGAAGAAGGCGAUUGAGAAGGCUCCGCAGAAUUGUAGUCCUUGGAAUUAUUUGAGGGGGGUGGUGAGGAAGAGUGGAGUGGGGCUGGGGAGUUUGAAGGGGUUUGCGGAGCAGUAUGCGGAUUGGGAGAAGGUUGAGGGUGUGAGGAGUAGUCAUGCGCUGGAUUUGUUGGCGGAUAUCCUUGGGGAGGAGGAGGGUGGUGAUGGGAAGGCGAGGGCUGGGAAGGCGUUGGAUUUGCUGGCUACGAGGUAUGAUCCUAUCCGGAAGAAUUAUUGGGAGUAUCGGAAGGGAUUGUUGGGAUUGGCGCCGACUGUCGCUGCUGGUGCUGCUUGA
This is a messenger RNA of Pseudocercospora fijiensis CIRAD86, 1005 nucleotides long. RefSeq lists its product as uncharacterized. The transcript has a single exon. The record is from RefSeq and is a predicted model, not a curated record. Gene Ontology annotation, biological process: protein geranylgeranylation; protein farnesylation. Bases 1 to 1005 code for a protein of 334 amino acids. Gene Ontology annotation, molecular function: protein farnesyltransferase activity; CAAX-protein geranylgeranyltransferase activity. Gene Ontology annotation, cellular component: CAAX-protein geranylgeranyltransferase complex; cytoplasm; protein farnesyltransferase complex. Lineage: Eukaryota; Fungi; Ascomycota; Dothideomycetes; Mycosphaerellales; Mycosphaerellaceae.